CGAUACAGAGAAGAUUAGCAUGGCCCCUGCGCAAGGAUGACACGCACAAAUCGAGAAAUGGUCCAAAUUUUUUUUGCAAUCUCGCCGGUGAUUUUUCGACCCUCAAAACCCUAGAAUCUUCAAAUUUUUUCCCUCAAAAAUCUACCCCAUAAUUUUGGGCAAGCAUUACCUUUAAUGGUUGAAAUACUAAUACUCCCAGGCCCAAGGCAGUCUGCAAACAGAUUUCUACUCCUUGUCUUGUCCCAAGGGUGAGGCCAUUGUGAGAUCCACUGUUGAGAAAUAUUUCAAAAAAGACUCCAGUAUGGCUGCUGGCUUGUUGAGACUUCACUUCCAUGACUGUUUUGUUCAGGGUUGUGAUGGUUCGAUCUUGAUUUCUGGAGCUUCUGCUGAGAGGACUGCAUUACCGAACAUUGGGCUUAGAGGAUUUGAAGUUGUAGAUGAUGCGAAAUCUCAGUUAGAGGCAGCGUGUCCUGGGGUGGUGUCCUGUGCUGAUAUCCUUGCAUUGGCUGCUCGCGACUCUGUGGACCUGACUGGUGGACCGAGUUGGUCGGUGCCUCUGGGAAGACGUGAUGGAAGAGUUUCAUCGGCAUCAGAUGCUACAAGCUUACCAGCACCUACUGAUACUGUUUCUGUUCAGUUACGAAAGUUUUUGGACAAGGGAUUGAAUGAGCAUGAUCUUGUAACACUUGUAGGUGCGCACACCAUUGGUCAAACAGAUUGCUUGUUCUUCCGAUACCGUCUCUACAACUUCACAGCAACAGGCAACGCGGACCCAACCAUCAGCCAAUCCUUCUUGCCCCAACUCCGAUCCCUCUGCCCCCAGAAUGGUGAUGCCUCAAGGCGUGUUGCUCUCGAUGCUGGAAGCAUGACGGACUUCGAUGUGAGCUACUUCAAAAACGUGAGGGACGGACAGGGCGUGCUGGAGUCCGAUCAGAGGCUCUGGGAGGAUGCUACAACUCAAAAUAUUGUCCGGAAUUAUGCUGGGAAUGUUAGAGGGUUGCUUGGCUUGAGGUUUAGCUAUGAUUUUCCAAAGGCUAUGGUGAAGAUGAGCAGCAUAGGGGUGAAUACUGGGAAACAAGGAGAAGUUAGAAAGAUAUGUUCCAAGUUUAACUGAGAAGAUGCAAGUAUUGAAUAAGAGGUUGAUUGUCAGAAAUUUCAGUGUCAAUGACUUGUUAUAGUGAAAUUAAGUUCAGCAAUGGUAAGUAUAACCAGUUCCGACAAUUCACUAUGUUUAAUGAUGGAGAACCAUGAACCCAGAAUUAAUGAUGAUGUGAAGUCAAAGUUGACAAUGAUAAUAACAAAUGGGCAUUUCGUAUA
This is a messenger RNA of Asparagus officinalis (garden asparagus), 1317 nucleotides long. RefSeq names its product peroxidase 25-like. Gene Ontology annotation, biological process: hydrogen peroxide catabolic process; response to oxidative stress. The record is from RefSeq and is a predicted model, not a curated record. Bases 302 to 1114 code for a protein of 270 amino acids. The transcript has 4 exons. Gene Ontology annotation, molecular function: peroxidase activity; heme binding. Gene Ontology annotation, cellular component: plasmodesma; plant-type cell wall. Lineage: Eukaryota; Viridiplantae; Streptophyta; Magnoliopsida; Asparagales; Asparagaceae.